AGCGUCAUGGCUUUCCCCUUUUUCCCAUCAGCAGAUCAAAAACUGUAGCUGGGAAGUGGUGGCGACUAGCGGGCAAGGCUCCAGGCCCAGGCAGGAAGGGGUAGGUCGCAGCAGCACGGGUGGGAGCCCACGUGAGCUCACAGCCGCCCUUCCUUUCGCGGUUAUUUUUGGUUUCCAUGGCCAGCAGGAUUCCUAUCAGCGGGAACAAAAGGGGCUUGAACAGGUUCCGAUGGCAGAAACGGACGCCGGGGGCGAGAGGAGCAGGCCCAUGCCCCUCGGCUUCAGGGAUCUGAGCGUCUAGAUGCGGGGUAUGGGGUGGGUGGCUUCUGUGUUGGUGGCCUCGGACACCCCCACCCCGCCUGGCCCUGCGUUAGUAGCGUCGCCUCCAUCCAGCCAGCCUGGCAACUCCUGAACCCCCUGCAUGAGCAAGUGAGGACUUGCUUCUGCGCCCUCCAGUGAAUCCUCAGAUCACGUGGACCCCCCUACCUAGCCUGCUUCCUGACGCCCCUUCUUACGCAUGCGCCCCACUUCGGGUCUGGCUCCAGCACAAAGCGGCGAGUCCCGCCCUGCAGCUCCGACUCCGCCCCCGGCUCGCGUGUCCCGCGUGCGCAUUGGCCAGCCGUGGACCUGGAUGUUGGCCGGCUUGGCCAGGUGCUGGUAUGCUGGUAUCUUCGAGGAUCAAACCGAUAAUGCACAAGGAGACGGGCACGCCCCCGGCAUCCCAACCCCGCGCCGGCAGCCAGCUGAACGCGGAGGUCCGCCCGGAUCGCUCCAGCCUGGGCCCCGGCGCACAGCGGCAGGCCGGCGGGGCCACGCCUCCGGGCGCUGCGGGCCCCAGGUUGCCCUCCUAGACCGCCCCUCUAGGGGAAAAGCGCAGGCGCCCAGGUGGCCCAGCCUCGUCCGCCGGGCAGGGUCAGGGCGACCUGAGCGCGGCUGCUGGCAGAGGCUUUGCAACAACAUCUGACAGCCCCGGACUGGCCAGCCCGAUGGCGCGCAGGGCCGAGCCCCCCGAUGGGGGCUGGGGCUGGAUGGUGGUGCUGUCGGCGUUCUUCCAGUCGGCGCUGGUGUUCGGGGUGCUCCGCUCCUUCGGGGUCUUCUUCGUGGAGUUUGUGGCGGCGUUUGAGGAGCAGGCGGCGCGCGUCUCCUGGAUCGCCUCCAUUGGCAUCGCCGUGCAGCAGUUUGGCAGUCCAGUAGGCAGUGCCCUGAGCACCAAGUUCGGGCCUCGGCCGGUGGUGAUGACUGGGGGUGUCCUGGCCACUUUUGGGAUGCUGCUGGCUUCCUUUGCUACCUCUUUAACCCAUCUGUACCUGAGCAUCGGGCUGCUCUCAGGCUCUGGCUGGGCCUUGAGCUUCACUCCAACCCUGGCCUGCCUGUCCCGUUACUUCUCUCGCCGACGAUCCCUGGCCACAGGGCUGGCCCUGACCGGUGUGGGCCUCUCCUCGUUUGCUUUUGCUCCGCUUUUCCAGUGGCUGAUCAGCUACUACGCCUGGCGGGGAGCGCUACUGCUGGUGUCCGCCCUGUCCUUUCACCUGGUGGCCUGUGGAGCUCUCCUGCGACCCCUGUCCCUGGCUGAGGACCCUGCCGUGGGCGGCCCUGGGGCCCAGCUCACCUCGCUUCUCCACGAAGGCCCCUUCCUGCGGUACACGGUGGCCCUCACCCUGAUCAACACCGGCUACUUCAUCCCCUAUGUCCAUCUGGUGGCUCACCUCCAGGACCUAGGCUGGGACCCACUGCCUGCUGCCUUCUUGCUCUCAGUGGCUGCCAUCGCUGACCUUGUGGGGCGUGUGGCCUCAGGGUGGCUGGGAGAUGCAGUCCCGGGACCCGUGGCACGACUUCUCAUGCUUUGGAGUACCCUCACUGGGGUGUCCCUGGCCCUGUUCCCUGUGGCCCGGGCCUCCACGGCCCUCGUCAUCCUGGCUGUGGCCUAUGGCUUCACCUCAGGGGCCCUGACCCCCGUGGCCUUCUCCGUGCUGCCUGAACUGGUGGGGACUGCAAGGAUUUACUGUGGCCUGGGACUGGUGCAGAUGGUGGAGAGCAUCGGGGGGCUGCUGGGGGCUCCUCUGUCAGGCUACCUCCGAGAUGUGACUGGCAACUACACGGCUUCUUUUGUGGUGGCUGGGGCCUUCCUGCUGGCAGGGAGCUCGGUUCUCCUCACCCUGCCUCACUUCUUCCCCUGCUCCCCAGCACCCACCUCCGGGUCCCCCCAAGCCCCAGUCACAGAGGCCCUGGACAGCAAAGGCCCCCUUCCUGAGGAAGAGGGCCCGGGAGAUGCCUGAGCUCGGCAAAGAGGCUGACAGGUCCAGAAAGCCUGCCCCGGGUGACCGGCCAACUCCUGCUCAGUCUGCACAGCCACACAGCCAUAGUGCCUUCAUCUGCCAGAGCCGCCCCCACCCAGGC
This is a messenger RNA of Ochotona princeps (American pika), 2397 nucleotides long. RefSeq names its product solute carrier family 16 member 13 (gene SLC16A13). The record is from RefSeq and is a predicted model, not a curated record. The coding region runs from base 987 to 2276 and encodes 429 amino acids. Gene Ontology annotation, molecular function: monocarboxylic acid transmembrane transporter activity. Gene Ontology annotation, biological process: monocarboxylic acid transport; transmembrane transport. The transcript has 4 exons. Lineage: Eukaryota; Metazoa; Chordata; Mammalia; Lagomorpha; Ochotonidae.